GUUGUCUGUUGACAAACGUCACCCAGGAAUAUCUCUGCAAUUUCAUCACUAAGUGGAAUAAAAAUGCAUUUUCCCGGGAUCUCCUCAACGUUGUGAUGUUUUAUGUGGAUUCUUCAUGAAGUUGUGAAUCCGAUCUAAAUUGAAACCAUGCUGAAAUGGUUUUCCGGUGAAGAGGGAGAGCCUGGCUCUGCAGGUCCAGGCUCUCCCAGAGGAGCUCCUGCUGUAGGAGAAGGAGGGGGGAGUGUAGAGGUUCCUGUAGAAGAAAUGGCGGAGCGUCUCUCCCAAACAGAGCUGCUGGUCACUCAGCUGAAGGAGAUGAUCCGAGAGAAAGAUGCUUCACUCCGCUCCAAAGACGACCAACUAAAGGUGGAGAAGGAGGCCUGUGAUUCCAAAAUGUCGAAGCUGCGUCUGCAGAACAAAGCGAAGGUGACGUCUCUAAACGCUCAGCUGGAGGAGCUGAAGAAACAACAAGGAGGCCAGGGCACGCCAACACACGGCAAAAAGGGCUCGUCAGAAGGAGAGCAGGCGAGUCGGGGGAAGAUCGUCCUGCUGAAGAAGAAAGUGGAGGAACUGGAACAUCAGCUUGCACAAAGACAGGAGGAACUGGAGAAAAGGAGGAAGGAGGUGGAGUUUCAGCGGCAGCGAGGCGAGGAAAUUGACAUCAUGCUGACGGAGAAGGACAGGAAGCUGGCAGAAAAAGAGGCGUACAUCGUUCACCUGCAGACUGCACUGGCAGGAGAUCAGCCAAUCACACCUGCACCACAGCAACAGGUGUCGGAGGAGGGCGGGGCAAUGCAGGAGCUGCAGCUGCUGGUGCAGAGCCUCACCAGGAAGGUGGGGGAGGCGGAGGAGCGCUACAGUUUGCUGCAGGAGCAGACAGACAGCUUGAGAGAGCUGCUGGACUCAGAGAAGGAGCAGUACACUCAGAAGGAGAACAUGUUCAAACAGAACAUCCAGACCUUCAAAGACAUCAUCCUUCAGAAAGAUAACCAGCUGACGGAGAUCAACCAGAUGCAUGAGCAGGAGCUCUUCAAGCUGGCAGCAAAAUCUGAUGCCAGCGCAGACUUAGAGCAGCUUUUAAAGGCUCUAAAGCGGAAGCUCCAUGAGAAGGAGGAGGUGCUGCUGGGAAAAACGCAGGUGAUCGAUGUCCUCCAGCAGGAGGUGGACGGCAGGGACCAACAGAUAAAGGAGCUCACGGAGCGUCUCCGUCGACUGCACGUGGAACGAGAGAGUCUGGAGUCCAAGAUGGAGGCGGAGAAGCACGUGAUGCGAGCGCAGCUGCGAGACCUGAUGGAGAAGCAGCAGGCGGAGGUGCAGCGAGUGACAGAGCAGCUCCGAGAGCAGAUGGAGCAGACGCAGCAGGAGCUCCAGGAGCAGCUGCAGGAGAUGAGGAGGAAUGCUUCACCUCCUACAAACAGAGAGGAGGGAGCAGGAAGUGAUUCAGCUUCCAAUCAAAGGAUAGCGGAGCUGGAAGGUCAAGCAAAGAAGAAGACGGACGAAGCGAGCAGAUCUGAAGCCAAGUUCCUGAAAAUGAAAGCCUGGUCGAAAAGUCGCAUCAGACAGUUAGAGGAGGAGCUGAAGAAAAGCCAGGCGGGAGGUGCCCCCCCAGACCUGAACGCCCUGCGGAGUCGGAUCACAGCGCUGGAGGAGGAGAGGGAGGAGAACCUCUGGAAGGUGGAGCAAUACGAGGAGCUCAAAGCAAAGAACGAAAUGCUGGAGGCUAAGCUGGAGGUGUACGAGGAGCAGCAGAGGACUCUACAGGCCGACCUGGAGCAGUUCACCAAGAGGACGGCCUCUCAGGCGAGUGAGUCGGGCAGUGCGGAGGACACUCAGAGCCAGGUUCUGGAGUGGCAGGAGAUGGUUUCUGAGGCCGUAAGUGCCAGGGACCGGGCCAAAGAGGAGAAGGCCGCCAUGGUGCUUCGCAUCAGCCAUAUGGAGGAGGAGAGGGAGGCACUGGCCACCCGGCAGCAGGAGUUGGAGGAGGAGCUGACUCAAGCUCGGGGGCUCGGCCAACACAGGGUCAAGAAGCUCUCGGCCCCUGCCCAACGGAGCCUGCAGGAGGACUUUGAGUUUGACGGGCAGACCCCCUAUCAGGACCCUCGGAGCCCCUCUGAGAGCACCACCCCGAUGGAGGGGGAGAAUAUGGGAGGUUGGUGGCCCGAGUACAGUUCUCCUGACACAGAUGGACUGCGCUCUGUUGUGGAGGAGCUGGAGCUGGAGAGGAACCAGCUGCAGGAGCAGAUCCUGAGUCUGGAGGAGCGCUGUCAACAUCUGGAGGACCGGCUGCAGCUGCAGGCUCGCAUCGAGACACUACAGAACGAGUCGGAGAGACUGCAGAGCCAGCUGUCCAGCGUCCGGAGUCAGCAGAGCCGAGACGCUGAGAAACAUCAGCUGCUGGUGAGCAGCCUCAACGAGCAGCUCAAAGGACUGAGUAACACACAGGAGUGUCUGGAAAGCUCCCUCAUCGAGAAGGAGAACACGUUGGCCAAAACGUCUGAGAAACUGGAGCUCAUCAACGGCCUCCAAGAAUCUCUGAGUGAAAAAGAAACUCAGUACAAAGACGUUUCUGAAAAACUCCUCCAGACUGAGCUCACUCUAGAGAAUGUUUCUCAGAAGUGCAGUGUCUCAGAGAAGCAGUGCUCGGAGCUGAAGUCAGAAGUUGUUGACGUUACGCAGAAGCUGAGCCUGCUGAAGGAGAAGGCCCAAAAGCAGGAAGUCACCAUCGAAACUCUACAAACUGAGCUCGAUCAGACCAACGAGGAGCUAGACAAAUUAAAUUCGGUCCACUUAGAAGAACGAGCCCAACUCAUUCAUGACCUUCAGAGCUGCGAGCGGGAAAUCGACAGACUUAAAGAUGUGCUGUUGGAAAAGGACGAGGAGAUAUCAACGCUCUCCGGUAACAUGGCAGAGUAUGCAGAGCAGGUCACGGUGCUGAAGCAGGACAUCAAACUCAAAGAGGAGAACCUGGUGCGGGUGGAAAACGCUCUGAGUAAAGUAGAGCGGGAGGCCAUGAUUCUCAGAGAGUCGCAGACUUCAGACCAGAAAGCUCUGGAUGGGAAGAUCACAGAGUUAGGGGAGAAACUCAAAGACACAGAGAUGGAGUUGCUCAACACUAAGAAGGAAAGCGAGUGUAAGGUGUCUGAGGUGGAACAUCUGAUAAAGCAGACUGAAGACGACAAGCAAACCAUUCAGGACCUUCGAGGGGAGAUGCAGAAACAGAUCAUGAGCCAGCGCAAUCAUCUAACUGAAUGUGAAACACAUAUCGCUUCCCUUAAGGAGCAGCUGACUUUAUCCACACAAAAGCAGCAGGAAUCAGAAGCACUCCUCCUGCAGCUCAAGGAGAAAAACACCAGCAGUGAGCAGAUUCAGCAGCAGCUUAAUGAAAAAGAGCAAAAUUAUGAGAAAGAAUUGAAAUCAUCCAAGGAGGAACAGAACAAACUCCUGGCUCAAGUGGAAAAAUACAAUCAUGAAAUGCAGACUUUGUCCAAACAGUUAGAGGAGCAGGUACAGAGUGAGGAGCACAUCAAGAAGGAGAUACUGGAGAAACUGGAAACCAUAGCAUCCCUGGAAAACAAACUGAAGACCACAGAUAAACAGGCGGAGGAGGAGAGGCAGAAAUUCAACACUGAACUGCAAAACAGGGACUCAGAAAAAGAGAAGCUGAGCAAGGAACUCGAAAGCAAAUCUGAAAAUAUCUCCAAACUCAAAGGUCUAUUAAAAAGCAUGAAGACGGAGAAAAAGCUGUUGCAAGAUAAACUCAAAGGGCUAACAGACGAGCUGGAGCUACAGAAGCAGAAUGUAAAUGAACUUAAUGGAAAGAUCACAUCUGCCCUUGAACUCAACAGCAGUCUUCAGAAUCAGGUAGAUUUCCUAACGAAGGAGAAAGAGAGACUUGAAAAGGAAGUAACGGAAAGCUUAAAAAGUAUUUCCGAAGCCUCACUUGAAAAAGAUUCCUUGCAAGCCAAAAUAUCCACAUUGGAAACACAGCAUUCACAAAGCAACGCAAUAAUUGAAGAGCUACAAAGAGCUAAAGAGGAUUUGACUCAUCGCACAAAUGAGUUAAAUAAAGUUCUUGAGCAAAGCACGCACUCAACCUCAGAGGUCCUCCUGGCGAAGACUAUUGAAUGUAGUAAUCUCAGCCAGUUACUCAGGGAGAGGGACGAAAAGGUGACACACCUGCAGGAAGAAGUACAAAGCUUAUCUUCUAAGGUAGAGCAGCUUCAGCAUGACUUGGCAGAAAAAGAACAGGUUGUUUUAGAUCAUCGCAUGCAGAUAGAAACCCAACAAAAUCAGCAAACACAACUUCAGGAAACUGUUUCUCUGCUGCGAGAACAGGAGAGAGGUCUGAAGUCUGGGUUAAUGGAGAAGGAUACGAUAUUAAAAGAGAAACAGGAAGGGUACGACAGUUUGCAGAGUGAAGUCACGCAGCAGAAAGAUAUUGUUUCUAAGCUACAAGCUGAAGCUGAAUCACUGAAUGUGGAACACUUAAAGCUUUGCCAGCAGAUUGAAGAGGAGGAAAAGUUGAAAAAAGUGACGCAGCAGUCUCAAAAACAAAAAGACAAAAUCAAUGAUGCUAACAAAUCUGUUAAAUCGCUGAGGGAACAAAUCUGUGUCCUGGAAGAAAAAGCCAGAAAGCUUGUAGCUGAAGCUGAGAGCAGGCAGAUAGAGAUAGCUAGCUUAAACAGCAACAUCCAGGCGAUUACUGACGAAAAUCUACAACUCCGUGCUGCGUGUGAAACCACAGAGAAGCAGCUUUCUCAGCAAACACAGCUUCGAUCUGAACUUGAUGGGCGCCUUAAAGCGACUGUGGAACAGAACUCCAGUUUUAGCGUACAGAUUAGCAGCCUAACAGCAAACAAUCAGAGACUACAAGAGGAGUUAGAGCAGAACAUCAAAUCUGUCUCUGAACUAACCACUGAGAGGAAGUCACUCAAAGAACAAAACUCUGGGCUUCAAAUUCAAAUCUCAGAGAAGCAGAAGACAAUUAAUGAGGAUUUGGAGGAAAAGGAGAGGCUCACUAUUGCAGGAGAUGAAUUAAAAAAGAUCCUCCGGGAAAGCGAAGAGUCGACCUCUGCAGGUCUGCUGGAGAAAACGAGUGAAUGUGCCAAUCUGUCGCAGACUUUAAAGCAGAGAGAAGGACAACUUCAAAGUCUAGAAGAGCAACUCGAUCCAUUAAGGAAGCAAGUCAUUCAGCAGAGUUCACAGUUGGACGCUCAGCAGGACCAACUGCUGCAACUUCAGGAUAUGAUAUCAAUGCUUCAGGAACAAGGAACUGUCCUCAAGUCAGGGCUGAUGGAGAAAGACAAGAUGUUGCAGCAGAAAGCAGAGGAGAGUAGUGUUUAUCAGAGUGAGGUCUUGCAACAGAAAGCCUUAAUAUCACAGAUGCAGGGUGAGUUAGAGUCACUCAGGCAAGAGUGCUUGGAGGCAAAACAGCAGAUAGAGCAACAAGAAAAGACUUUACACAACCAGAAAGACGAGCUGGACAAACGGAACGAGUCGGUCAUCUCGCUCAGCGGUCAGCUCGGUGCCAUGAAUCAGACCGCUGCAGAAGAAGAGGUUGAAAUUACAAACCUAAAGAGUGCUGUAGAGAAACUCAGUGCAGAAAACUUUCAGAAAGAGGAGCAGAGGAAAGCAGAGAUCAUAGACUAUAACGAUAACAUUCAAGCACUGAAUGAGCAGAAUACAAGAUUGAAAUCUGAGCUUCAGAGAACGGUGGCAGAGUUGUCCAAAGCACAGGACGAGGUGACACACUUCAAAACAGCAGUCUGUGAUGUAGACAACAAAUUUAAAACUGUAGACUCGGAAAAAGAGAGGCUUAAUUUGGCCAUGCAAGAAAAAGAUGAUUCGAUCCAAAAACUCAACAGUAAGAUUACAGAGCAGGAGGAGCAGCUGAAACGGAAAGUAGACAACAAUGUCAGUUUAGAAGCAAAAGUUUCAGAGCUUGAAGAAACUGUGUUUAGACUCAGAGGCGAAGUUGAUGGUCUUUCUUCAGAGUCUUCUCUCCUGAAAACUACUUUGGGGAAAAAAGAACAAUCAAGUCUUGAAUAUCAAAGUAGUUCUUCAGCUGCUGUUGAAAACCUCAACUCAAAUUUACAAGCCAAACAGUUGGAGUGUGAGAGCUUGAAAGAAAAGACUUCCCACCUUGAGGAAUCGAUCACAAAGCUCAACAGCACCCUCCAAGUUCAGAUGUCUGAAUCAGAAAAUCUGAGAAAGGCCUUGGGAGAAAAAGAGGCCGCUCUUCAGGAAAUCCAGAGAAGAUCCGACGAGGCUUUGCUCUUCAAAUCUCAGUUCAUGGAAAGCACAGAGUUGGUGUCACAGCAACAGAAUCAAAUCCAGCGCCUGUCUACCGAGUCUGCAAACCUCAGAGAAUCAGCAGAAGAAACACAAAGUGCCUUCAACAACCUACAAGAGAAGUAUGCAGCUAACUUAGAGGAGCUGCAGGAUGUGAGACAGCAAGUGUCUCAAAGUACCGAUGAGGUGUCCAACCUUCGGAGGUUAUUGGACGACACCAGUAACAAAUAUCAGACUGCAAAUACGAUGGUAGAAGCUCUGAGAAAUGAUUUAUCUGAGACACAUCACAAACUCCAGAAAACAGAAGACCUGAACUCCAUUCUGUCAAAGGAAAAGGCGGAGGCUUUUGCUUCUCAUCAAGCAAGCGUUUCACUGCUGACCGUCGAAAUAGAAAGACUCAAAUCACAACAUCUUCAAGUCGUAGCACAAAUGAAUGCACUGACAGAGAACGUUGAGCAGAGGGAAAUGGCUCUCCAUGCAAUUAACAGUCAGUACACAUCGCAGGCCAAACAAGCAUCCCAGCUGGUGUCAGAAAUGCAGAAACUAGAACAGCAGAAUAAGAGACUAAAUGAGGAGAUUAGUUUGUCAAAGGACGAGCACCAAAAGGAGGUUAGGAAACAUCUAGCAGAGAAGGAGGAGCUGGAGAGGAGACAUCAUCAAAUGUUGGCCUCGCAGGUUCAAAUGGAGCAGCAGUCCAGCGGCACAAUGGAGAAAAUGACGUCCGAGAAGGAGAGCCUUCAAGCAAAGGUUAGUGCCAAAGAGGAGGAAGUUUCUCGAUUAAAAGAAAACAUUCACAAGGUAGAGCAAAUUCUUCAGGAUUCUGAGCAAGAGUGGCUCUUAGUUCUGGAUAGAGAGAAACAGGAUAGGGACAUACUUGCAGAACAAUUGCAAAGUGUUGAAAAUGAAAUGAAGUCUAAAGAUGGUAAAGUUAACGCUCUGAAAGGAGACCUGGACAGUUUGCAGGCGAAACUAGCAGAGGCUUCAUCUGCGAUUAGGCAAGGGUCGGAUCAACUCAGCGCGAAAGAGCUGGAGGCAGCCGCAUCCAGGAUCCAACUGGAGAAGGUUUUAGCUUCGGUCAAGGAAAAGGAUAAUGUCAACAAUAUUUUACAGCAGGCUCUAAAAGCAGCAGAACAUGAGUUACAAAAACUUGUAGUGAUCAAUGGUACUCACACAGAGUUAGCUAAAGGGUCAGCAGAUUUAAGAACAGAAAAAGCCUCUUUACAGGACAUGAUUACACAAUUACAAGAAAGUCACCAAUCUGAGGUAGCUGCUCUUAAACAGGAGUUGGAUAAAACCGUUGCACAUUUACAAAAAACCCAGAACACACUCGAUAAAGGAGAGAGGAGUAAUGAUGAAAAGGGUCAACAGAUUUCACUUUUGCAAGAGAUGGUAGAGCAUCUACAGACACGGCUCAAUGCUGAAUCAGAGAAAGUGAAAGAAGCCUCUGUCAAACAUUUGUCUCAACAAAGUGAAUCACAAGCUAAAGAUGAGCAGAUCAGCUGUAUGAGCAUUCAGAUAAGUCAGCAGAAGGAGCUACUUGCUGGACUCAGUCAGCAGUUGAGGGAUAAAGAUGCAUCCAUCACCCAACUCAUAGAAUCUUCCUCAAAUGAGAGUAUGAAACUCUGUGAGGAAAAAUCAUCUCUCACGGCACAAUUGGAAAGCCUGGAGCAGGAACACAACACCUCCAUGAAAAGGCUAGAAGAAAUUUCCCAGCAGUUAAAGGAACAGAUGUCAAGCUCUCACAGUGAAAUACAGACCAUGAGCUCAGAGAAGAUCGAGCUGACUAAGAGAAACGACGAUCUAAAGAGCGAACUAGCCAAGGUAUCUAAGGAGAAAGAUGCAAUGAAGAAGAAGCUCCAAGCUGCUCUGCUUGUACGAAAGGACCUUUUGAAGAAGAUUGAGCAAUAUGAAAGCCAGAAAGAAGAGAGUGCAAACAAUAAAACUGAGGUUUCACUUUUACAGGAUAAAUUACAGGAAGUAAAUAAUCAAGUUCAGGAAUAUUCUAAAAUGUAUGAAGAAAAUCUGUCUGUUCUUGAAAAGAGACUUCUUGAGAAAGAAGGGGAGAUUCUUGAACACAAAGUGGAAAGUGAUAGACUUGUGGAACAAUUGCAGUCAGGAAAACAAGUCUUGCAAGACACAGUCAACGAGAAAGAAGUUUGUUUAUCAGAAACCUUGCAAACACUGAAUGAGAAAGGCUCUCUUCUGGAGCAGCUGCAGUCCACUGCUGCUGAGAGAGAGGAGGCAUACGAGGAAGAGAAGAAGAGCUGGGUGCAAAAAGUAGAUGAACUUCAAAGUGAAAUAAAGACAUAUCAAGAUGAGUUAAAGGACAGAUCGUCCUCCACAUCUACUGCUGUGGAUUUAGAGAAUGAGCUUGCACAGAUAAAGCUCGAAAAGGCAAAGCUACAGAAAAAGGCACAGGCUGCCUUGCUGGCACGAAAAGAGACCCUGAAGAAAGCUCAGGAGAGUGAAAGUAAGUUAACUCAAGAGCUAGCCGAACUGAAAGACGACUACAAGACUCUCCUGGAGCAACGAUGUCAGCACACCAAUGAGUUAAACGUUGUCCAGUUAGACCUUAACGAGAAGGUCAGGGAACUGGAGGAGCCUCCACAGCUUGUCGAGGAGAGGGAUCAAACUCUACAAGAUCUGAAGAUGACUCUGGCUGAGAAAGAGAGCCAGUGCCAUUCUCUAUUGAACCUGCUAGAAAAUGUUAAAUCCAAAUGUGAGAGUAUGUCUCUUGAGAUGGCAAGAAAAGAAGAGGCCCUAGUGGAAAUUGACCAAGAUGCAGGUGCUUUGAAAUCACAGCUUCUCAAGGUAGAAAUUGACUUGGAGAAAGCUCAGGCAGAAGUAAAAGAGAAAACAGAAGACGUAGAGAAAUAUCAGGUUUCAAUUAGAGUUGCUGAGCUGCAGACCCAACAGGAGAAGCAAGCUUUACUGAAUGAGAGCAAAUCUUUGGAGACCCGUCUAAGCAUUGCUGAGUCUGCACUGGAGGAAUGCGUGCAGAAAAAUGAAGAAAAAAAUCAACUUUUGAUCGAGGAGAACACGACUCUUUUGGAGAAAAGUAAUCAAUUGAAAGUGGAACUCGAGACAACGGUUGAUUUAGUUUCACAGAAGUCCUUGGAAGUUUCAAAUGUCCAAAAGACAUUAGCAGAAACCCAGCAGCAGCUCAGUGAAGCGAAAGUACAUUUCACUGAGGAGUUUGAACAAGCACAACUUCAUUGCAGUGAGAAACAAACACAUUUGGAUUUGUUGAAGCAAGAAAAAGAAAAUGCUUACAGAUUAAUUGAUGAGCUCCGAGAGGAGGUCACCACGCUGAAUGAGCAACUAAAGGAGAAAGUAAAUGAGCAGCUCCAUCAGAACCAGCCUGAAAUUAAUGACAAAGAAGUUGUCUGCUUGACUUGCAAAAGUGCUCUAAAGGACAGAAAUGAUGCCUUGCUUGCUUCUCAGGCUCAAGUUUCAGAAAAGGAAGAACUCAUCGCUGCACUUGAACUACAAUUACAGCAACAAGUUAAAGUAAAUGAAACUACCAUUGAAAAGAUGAGAACAGAGGCUGAUGAGUUUCAGAAAUCUCGAGACAAUGGCGCCAAAAUGAAUAAUCAAGACAACCAAAGCAAAGUUGCUCUCCUAACCAGGAAACUUCAAGCAGCUUUGCUCUCCAGGAAAGAACUUUUGAAGGAAACGGCCAAGCUAAAGGAGGAAGUAGAAAAGCUGUCGGCUAAAGAAGCCGACUACUUUACCCUGGAGGCAUCAGUACUGAAGUUAAAACAACAAAAUAGGGACCUGGAAAGCUCUGUAUCAUCCCUGAACAAGGAGAAAGACGAGCUCAGGACUGAAUCUAAUGGCAUCUUAAAUGAUAAUCGCAGUUUAUCCGCAGCCUGUGAAAGCUUGAAGCUAACCAUAGAGAACAUCACACAGCAGAAACAGGCUUUCUCCUGCCAGCUGGAAUCUCUUAAAGACUCUCAAACAGAAGAGCUUUCCAAGUGGAAGUCAAAGCACGCCGAGCUGAAACAGGAGUACGAAUCUCUCUUACAAGCUUAUGAGAAUGUGAGCAGUGAAAUGGACAAGAUGAGACAGCUUUUGGAAGGGGCUAAAAGAGACAGGCAGGAAGCCCUCAGGAAAAUCCACCAUCAUGAAGCUGAGAUGCAGAUUCUGGAAAAGCGAGCUAGAGAGAUGGAGGAAGAAAAUGGAAUAAUUAAAGAGAAGAUGCUCAUAUUUUCCAAACAGAAACGGCAGAAGAUUGAGGAGCUAGAGGAUGAGAAUCAGAACAUGAGAAAAGAGCUGACUGAGAUUGAAGAAAACCAUAAUAUUGCGACCCGCGAGAUGACUGAAAAAGAUCAACAAUUGGAAGCAGAGAUUUGCAGACUUAAAGAAAAGCUUAAUGAAUUGGAGGUUGAAAAUAACCAAUUGUCAGAAAAGCUUGAAGAAACCAGCUGUUCAUUGGAAGAGAAGAACUCACGAUCAAAUGAAUACUCAAACAACAUGCAGCUAAAACUUGAUGAAGCUCUGAGUUUGAAUAACUCACUGACAGCUCAGAUUGAGUCCCAGAAAACUGAACUCGGUGCUCAGUUGGAAAUCAACAAUCUGUUACUGAAAGAGAAGCAAAACCUUUCUGAAAGAAUUGAGACGAUACAGAAUGAUCAGGAGGCACAACUGGGGAAGAAAGAUGAUGACAUUAAAGCUCUCAAAGACAUUAUUAACAGACACAGUCGAGAAACCAUCAACCUGAAUGAGAAGGUGAGGAUCUUAGAGGAUGAUAAGUCACUUCUGCAGGAGGAGCUGGAAAAUGUUCAAGAGAUUUCAGACAAAGUGAAAAAUGAAAACGAGUAUUUGGAAACUGUUAUCCUCAAAAACACAGAGAGGAUUGACGAUCUGACCGAGUUGCUCUCUGUGUUGCAAACCCAAAACAAGCAGCUGUCCUCUCAGCUGGCAGCCAGCAAAGACAUGAGCAGUCAAGUUCGCCAAGAAAAAGAAGAGGAGCAGCUGAAGUUAGUCCGAGAGUUUGAGGAGAAGCUGAAGACUGUACAGCGAGGCAGUGAAGGCUCCAAAAAUGUGAAGAAAGAACUGCAAGAGCUUCUCAGAGAAAAGCAUCAGGAGAUCAAUCAGCUGCAGCAUAACUGCAUCAAAUACCAGGAACUGAUUUUAGAUCUAGAGAGUGCUCUGAAGACGUCUCGGUCAGCCUGUGAACAGUCUGAGAAAGAACUGAAGAAAAGCUCGGAGAAGAUGGCGGUAUUAGAGGAGAGAAGCAAGCAAGUUGAAGCUGAGCUCUUCACACACAAGAAUCUCCUCCAGGAGGCCACGGAAAAGAUAGUGAGUGUCGAGUCUGAAAGAGAUCAACUGGCUCUGGACAUGUCAAUAGAAAGUAAAAAGUACGAGGAUCAGCUCACUGAAAAAACACAACAGAAUAUAGACGAAAUGCAAUACAAUGCCUACUUGGAGAAUGAAGUUAUGUUACAGCAACAGAUUGAUGACCUUAAGGAGUUAAAGGAGAGAGAAAGCCAGAAGGUGAAUGAACUGAGGCAGCAGCUCGACUCUCAGACUCUGCAAAUAAACACAUUCAAAAGAUCAGCGGACACUAACGAGGCAAAGCUCUCGGCUCUAUCUGCCACUCCUCAGGGUGCAGAGGCGUCCAAACAAUGGAACGAUUUGUACCAAAAUACGUUACACGAGAAGGACAACCAGCUCCUGGAACAGGGUUUCGUGAUCAAAAGAUUCCUGGAUGACAUGAGAGUUAAAGAUAAAGAGGUGAACGAGGUCCGAGUGACCAAGUCCAGACUGGAGAGGACUCUCAAUGAGUACUCUAUGGCCGCCGCCGCACAGCAGAGACAGCUGUUCGUCAUGAGCGCGAGCAACGCUGAACUCACUGAGACUGCAGAGCUCAUGGCUGUGCAGGUAAAGGAACUGAGCGCACAUGCUGAUAGAUUAGAGAAAGAUAAAAACGUACUGAACCGACAACUGGCUGACAAAGAAGAUAUCCUUUCUCAAAUGCAGCUAAAUCUCCAACAAUUAGAGAAGUUGAACGCAGACUCAGAUGCUCAGCUGCUCCUUUUACAGUCUGAAAAUGACAAAAUCCAAGCUGACUUCGAGAAGCAGGAGGGAAUUUCACUGCAACUGAAAACACUCCUGCAGAGCAAAGACGCUGAGAUCUCUUCCUUACUGUCCUGCAAAGACGGGCAGAUGUCAGGAUAUCUAGAACAACUCCAGACUAAUUAUCGAACCCAGGUCGCUCUGUAUGAGGACAGGUUAACCUCUUCACGCUACCAGAGAGAAAAGGCUGACCAAGUGUUGAGAGUUCUUGAAUCAAAGGUGAAAAGUCUGCAAAUCCAAGUUACAAAGUCUAGCCAGGAGAAAGAGCAGAUGGCUGCUAAAAUAGACUCCUUUAAGAACUCCAUGGUGUCUUUACAGAGUGAACGGGAGCGACUGAUGUCAGAAUACAGAAUACUUGAAGCAAAGAGUCAGUUAGGUUUCAUGGGUAGAGAGGGCUCUGCUGACGGGGAAGGUGGCACCACCAAAGGCCUUAAACAUGAAAUAAGGAAGCUGUUGCACCAAAUGGAUGAUCUCAACUCUGAGAACGCUAUGCUUAGGGCACAACUGGUGCGCUACAGAGAGGAUUUGAACCAGGUUUUGUUCCUGAAGGACAACCAGCUGAAAGUCCUGCUGAAGAAGCAACAGGAUGUGAUCAAAGACCUCGAAAGCCAGAAGGCUGCAGCUGAAAAACAGCAAAGAGCGUCUCAGUUGGAACUUCAGAAGGAGGAAGAGGCAAGCAAUACUUUGAAAGCAGAGAUCUUGAAGUUAAGAGCUCAGGUUUCAGGUCUUGACGCUGAUGUAGUUACUCUAAAAAAGGAAAAGGUCUCGACAAAUGAAGGCAAAGUGAUUAAUGACUUGCAGGAAGCAGUGGCAGCCAAAGCAGCUGAAUGCCAUGACCUCCAGCAGAAAAUUCUCUCUCAGAAACUCCUCACUGAUGAACUCAAAGAGAAAAUGCAGCUGUUGGAAAAAGAAACAGACAAGAGCCUGGGUGAAGCUGAGGACAAAUUCAACAGUGAGCUGGACGCCUUCGAGCGCGAGGUGGAGCUGAUGAGAAACCAGCGGGAGACGGCCGAUGAACGAGUGGCAGAGCUCGCCAAAGAUCUCUUGGAAAUGGAGCAGCAGCUAUCAGAGGCUAAAACACAAAACAAAGACACCAAGGCUCAGAAUGAGUCCAUGUGCAAAGCCAUGGCUGCUCUGCAGGACGACCGAGACCAGCUCAUCGAGGACUUCAAGAUCCUGAGGAACCGAUACGAUGAAGAACUGAGAGAGACUCAGGCUGCCUUGAACAAAAUGGAGCGGAGUCUGCAGGACGCCACCUCCGACCUGGCCAUGUUCGCCAAAGAGAGGGACAUCCUAGUUCAGAAGUUAAAAGCUUUGGAGAACAAAGACGCGCACACCGAACUGAGCAAGUUGUUGGAUGAUCUGUCCAAGGAGUUGUCCGAGAAGGCGAGGGAUCUCAAGCAGGUGGUGCAGGAGAACAACACCUUCAGCAGGCAGCUGUCGGCGUUCUCCAAGUCCAUGGCCAGCCUGCAGAACGAUCGCGAGCGGCUGAUGGAUGAGUUGGCCGGCGCCAGAAGAGAGGUGGAGUCGCGGCAAGGGUCAAGCCCAGAGAGCGUCAGUGUGGAUCGAUCCAAAAGAAGUGUCCUGCAGAAUGAGAGGGGCGGGCCGCAGGCAAUGCAGAAGAUGGAGGAACUGCAGCAAACUGGAAAAAUGCAAACGUAUGGACAGUCGCCUGAAAAAGAAAUCCUCAGCUACCAGGAGGGAACAGAACAUCUGAGAUCUGAAACCGAGAGGAAGGACACUCUGCCAGUCAAGGAGACCAUGGUCCUGGCCGGUGGGAGUGGAUGGGAGGAUGUUGUGCGUCAGCUGCAGGCGGAGAGGGUCCGGCUGCACGGAGACCUGCAGCGCUGCAUGUACGAGAUCCAGCAGAGAGACGUGUACCUGCAGCAGCUCAACCUCAAGUUGCAGCAGGCGAUGGAGGAGAAAGGUGCGGUCUCGGCUCAGUUGAGAGCCGUUUCCCAAACCCUGAGGGACACCCAGACCCGCUGCCACUGGCUGGAGAACCAGGUCCAGAGCCAGACUCAGGGGGCAGCCUUUGCUGAGGAUGCACCUGGAGCCCCCCAGGAGAGGAGCAACAACUCCAUGAUGGCUGACACUGCUGAAAACUCUCAGCUCCAAGAGAGGCUGCUGGAGCUGGAGCAGAGUCUGAGGGACGAGCGAGCGAGGAGAGAGACGGCGGAGGAGGCUCUGCGAGUCGCUGAGGACACAGCCAAGGGUGUUAGCUCCAGUCUGUCCAGAGACAGUCCGAGGGAUUUCAACAUCGAGAUGGAAACUGAGGAGGAGUGGGAAGCUCUGAGUCUGAACCCAAACCAGCCUCUCAUAACAAGAAAGGUGAAAGGAGGCAUGGUGGCGUGCCGGCGCUGGAUCAGGGGGCGGAGCCUCUACUUUUCCCGCCUGCUGACGAGCCGCGCCCGCUCUCGACAUCUCUUCCUGUUUUACCUUUUCACCGUCCACCUGCUGCUCCUCCUGUGCCUCACCGGCGCCCUGUAGACCGGCAAAUAUCUCACAGAACGAUCAAAGUAAAGUCUGAUGUUAGCGCAUUCUGCAUUUUUAUAUCCUCUGUGUUAUAAAGCAUGGUGACACACUGACAGACGCGCACAUACAUGAGUGGAGAGGCUCUCUUUACGCUUGUAGAUGCCUGGAAAUCUCAUAUUACUUCACUUAGUUGAUGACAUUACACUCAAGGAUCCAGCUGCAAGGAGAGCAAAGGUUACUCUUCAUUCUUUGCUGGGUUUUAUCUGAAAUCCUCCACAAAAUGUAUUUUAUGUUUUUUUUGUCAAACUGAACAGCGAGGUUCCUUUAAAUGACCACAGAGCUUUUUCUUUACAUAUUAUAAAGUAAUUUAAGCCUUAAAAGAAUGAUAAUCUCCUCUUCUCUUGCAGUUUUUACUGAUAAUAUCUGAAGCUUUAUUAUUUAGGUGUGCUGCCUUCAGUUUGUUGUUUUAAAAUCCAAAUUAGAAAGCAGACGAGGAAGUAACCUUUAAUUUUGUAUACAAGUUAAAGAAGAAAAGACUUGAUGUCAAAGCCUAAGAAGGUGCAGAAAGCCAUAUCCUUGUUAACACUACUAUUUAAACGUUUGUUCACACACUCUGCACCAGCUGCUGCUUCCUCCACCGCCUGGGUUCAUACCUUGCACAUAAUCGUGAUGCUGAGUUUAAACUAUGCACUGACGCUCCAAAAGUGUACAUAAUAAUCCUAUUAUAUAAUAUCAGAAGCACUACACACCCUGUGUCCUCUUGAACUGCAAACCCAAAGCAGUUUGAUGUAUGCCCGUUAAGUAAAGACAGACGAUGGUUCGAUAUAUGCUAACUCUGUUGGAAUCGUACGGUGGCUGAAAGGUGCAAACGCGCUGCAACGGCCCAAAACAUUUCCAUUAGGAGAAACGCGCUGCAGUUUCAGGAAUAAGGCAAAUAUAGAAACACAAAUGUUCCAAAAUACACGAGGAAACAUCUUCACCUUCUUGAGGAAACAUGAGCAGCGUUUCCUUAAAGCGCUGCAUAAACCAGACGCUGCAAGAAGCUCAGAACACAACGGAGACCAGGGGACACUAAAAGGUGACGCACCCAGCUGGGACCGGAGCGCUUGGGUAGUUUCAGGAUCAUAAAGCUGGACAGCUGUCUGUGGGCAGAGUGAGUCUGUCUCAUAACUGGAAGUGUUUGUCACAAAGGUUAGCUACGUUAGCUAGGUAGCUCACAGCAGAUCUGCAGUGACAUCAGAAGAAGUCAUGUGAUCACAUUGUUAAAAUAAGACCCAAGUGUGUAAGUUUCCAACAACAGAGACAGUUGGAGAACUUUAAUCCUGAACUGUGUGCGUCUCUUUUUAGUGUCCCCUGGUCUCCGUUGUGUUUGAGCUUCUCACAGCGUUUUGUAUUUGCAGGUUUUAGUAAACAAACUGCACAUGUUACCACAAGUUGGUGAAGACAUUCUUUAUUGUGUUUUGGCACAUUUGUCUUUUUAUAUUUGCAUUGUUUCUGCCUUGUAGUAUUUUGUACCUUUCGGCCACCAUAGAAUGUCCUGCGAAGAGAAAGCAGGGGGUAUGAAAGGACAUUGUUCUGUGUAUUAAAGGUUUAUUGUAUUUAUGUGUAGAGUAUUCUGUACAUGGGCUGUAUUUAUGUAUAUAUGCAUUUCUAUCCUCUCUGCCUGAUGACUGUACAUUUGUUCUUGAUUGUUUAUAGUGUGUGAUUAUAAGAAAGCAGGUCAAUUAACAAGCCAGUCUUUGAAAGGAUCAAUACACCAGAUUAAGAAGCUCCUUGGCUUGUUAAUUGAUCCAGUUUUGUAAAGUAAGCGGUUGCUGGUGAGUUUGGUACGCUGUCCUCUACUGAUCUGUACAUAAAGGUGUGAUUGAUGGACGUAAAACACAAUGAGCUGAAUCUAUUUAUGGAAAACUACUGAGAAAUGUUCAGAGGGCAUAUUUUGUGUACUGCCUGUAUUUUUAAGAGCUUGUGAUGUGCUCGGCCUUUUGGUGACAUUAACUCGGUGCAAUACUGUGUCGGAUCAGCCUUUACCAUCUGGAAAAUAUUUAAUAAAGAGCGAUGAACUUUU
This is a messenger RNA of Eleginops maclovinus (Patagonian blennie), 16912 nucleotides long. Its product is annotated as golgin subfamily B member 1-like. NCBI's taxonomy places the organism in Eukaryota, Metazoa, Chordata, Actinopteri, Perciformes, Eleginopidae. The record is from RefSeq and is a predicted model, not a curated record. Gene Ontology annotation, cellular component: Golgi apparatus.